CUUCCCAUUUCUUCAGCAACAUUAAAGUCAGCGUCACCUUCCAACAAUGGCGGCGUCCACGAAGAAAUUCACCAUUCUGUUGUGCGUCGUGGCCUCGCAAGCGACGUUACUAUACAGUUUCGGAUACUAUACGGUGGUGGUGCUUCUUUCCUCCACCACCACGAUGGAAGAGGACCUCGGGAUGACGGAGAGUCAAGGGAACCACUUCCGGAGCGACACCCGAUGGACGUUCUUCUUCGCGUGCUUCAUUUCGGGCUUCGUGGCGGACUUUCUCGGCCGUCGCUCGACACUGAUCUUAUCGGGAACCCUAGCGUUCGUAGGGUUCCUGGUCAUAUCCCUCGCGGUUUCGUAUGGCGUCCUCAUCACCGGCAGGAUCCUCUCCCUCGUCGGAAUCGGGUUAGGACUCCCGGUCGCGCCUCUUUACAUCGGAGAGGUCGCGAGCCCGAGCCUACGAGGCCGUCUCAACACCAUACCGGAGAUACUUUCAGUCCUAGGACUGUGGUUAGGUGUGUUGACACGGGCCGCAGUCCGGGACCUGCCAGCGACCUCCCAGUGGAGGGUGAUGGUGGGUAUGGGGAUCAUCCCAUCCCUAAUUUUAGGGGUGGGUAUGAUAUUCCUACCCGAAUCACCCUGUUGGUUGGUCCGGCGGGCUAGAGUCAGGGAUGCGAAAAUUGCCCUCCAACGUACUCUGAAAACCACGGAAGAAGUCGAAGCACGCUUGCUGGGGUUGAGGAAAGCUGCCAGAAUCCCACCAACAAUGGGAGACGAAAACUUCGAUGCCUUGGCACAAGACAUCCACGUCUUGGCCAUUUGGCAGGAACUGCGACGACCAUUGGUCCGACCCCAGUUGAAAAAGUUGUUGAUCUCCGUGUUCACCAUCCAGUGCCUUCAGCCAAUGUCAGGGGUGGACCUUCUCACGUACGAGUCGCUGAUGAGGUACCCUCACAACGGUCCGGGCACUCCGGUGGAGUUCGUGAUGGAGGAGCUCCUCCCAUUGUGCGGGAGGUUGCUCCCCAUCUCGGCUCCCCUGUUCCUCUCAGAUGUCAUCGGACGGACACCACUCGUGCGUCACAGCUUGGGGGCCGCGGGGAUCUCCAUGGUGUUCAUCUGCACCACGACGACAAUGUUGAACUAUGAGAUCAGCUCGAGAGUUGUCAAGGAGCUGAAGAGGUGGAGCACGAUAGCCUUCUUCGGAUCGUUUUCCUUUGGAUUAGGCCCCAUGACAAUGGUGCAUAGCUCCGAAGCCCUCCCAUUUAAGGUUAGGGCUCAAGUAAUCGGGAUUGCAGUGAUGGUGAACCGACUACUAAGCUUUGGGUUGUAUUGCUUGAAACCAGCUCUAGACCGGGUGUUCGAGAGUUUGAUAUACUGGAUUAUCAACCUCGGAUUCCUAUUCGGAUUGUGGCUGUGCGGCAGGUACAUAAUCGAGACCUCCAACGAGUCCUUGGAAGUGCUGGACAACGAUUUCAGGCCGACACUCGAGCUGAGUUUAGGUCCUCUUGCUACCUAGGACAUUCAGAAACAACCAUCGCAUUGUUGAUGAAAGGGCGCUGCUUCUCCAAGUAUAGGGAGGUUUUGAAAAUUCUGCUUCCUUCAUGGACGAAAGACUGCAAGAGUCGAGAGGUGUUGCAGUCUUUGCCAUGGUUGAUCUGCAGAUUCUAUCACUGUUUUUUUCCCUUUUCGAUCCAUCUGCGUUAAUAAGGAUUCGCAUAUCCUAUUUUCUAGCAAGGCAUAAAUCAAGGGAGUAGUUGAAGUGCGUAGUAGAAGUAAAAGCCAGUUUAUUGUAAGAGACCGAGGUU
Linum tenue is the source of this 1796-nucleotide messenger RNA. Lineage: Eukaryota; Viridiplantae; Streptophyta; Magnoliopsida; Malpighiales; Linaceae. The record is from the annotation of a GenBank genome assembly.